AUGCCCUACAUACCAGAACGAUUCCCUCGUUACAAGGACUAUGUUCUCCCGCCAUUUCCUUCCCUGACAUGUGGUCUAUCGGAACAGCUUGACAAAAUCAAAAACUUCGAAUCGCGGGAAUCGGAUAUACUCAUUUGCACGUUCCCAAAAUCAGGAACACACUGGGUUAAUGAAGUUGUCAACAUGCUUAUCAAAGGUAGUGCUGAGUAUGGUAACGUUUCCAAAAAUACAGUAAUGUUGGAAGGAAUUGGUAGCUUUGAAGGCCUUGACAACGCCCCGGAAAAAUCUACCCGGAUCAUCAACUCGCAUCUUCCCUUGGCAGAUCUACCGGAGAAACAUAUUAAAAAUGGAUACAAGAUUGUACACGUCAUUCGAAACCCUAAAGAUGUAACCGUGUCGUUUUAUAACCAUUUGUGUAAUGUGAAGAACGGAGAGACGUUGGAGCUACCUACCGACUACCCCAUCAGCUGGAACCUGUUUGUACAACACUACUGUCGGGGAGAAGAACUCUACGGAGGUUGGUUCAAGUAUGAAAAGACCUUCGAAAAGGCCAAGGAGAACGGCGAGUUAUCUGAUGUAUUUACCCUGCAUUAUGAACAACUGAAACGGGAACCCUUGCCCAUCCUGAAAUCCCUGGCGGCGUUCCUUUGCGUGGAGGCAUCAGAUGAACUACUGGAGGAUAUCAAUGACAAAUGUUCGUUUGAUAAGAUGUCAACAGUUGGUGAAGCAAACCGAGAUAAUGCUGCUGUUAAAAAAAUGUCGGUCACAGGAAAAAACUUCAUAUAUCGCAAAGGACAAAUAGGAGACUGGAAAAACUGGUUUACGGUGGCACAGAAUGAAGCUUUUGACUUGCUUAUUGAGACAGAAAUGAAAGACUCGAAAUUAAAAUUUACCUAUCAGUGA
This is a messenger RNA of Ylistrum balloti, 903 nucleotides long. Its product is annotated as sulfotransferase 1B1-like. Bases 1 to 903 code for a protein of 300 amino acids. Gene Ontology annotation, molecular function: sulfotransferase activity. The record is from RefSeq and is a predicted model, not a curated record. Gene Ontology annotation, cellular component: cytoplasm. The transcript is spliced from 5 exons. NCBI's taxonomy places the organism in Eukaryota, Metazoa, Mollusca, Bivalvia, Pectinida, Pectinidae. Gene Ontology annotation, biological process: sulfation.